This is a messenger RNA of Daldinia decipiens, 867 nucleotides long. RefSeq lists its product as uncharacterized. NCBI's taxonomy places the organism in Eukaryota, Fungi, Ascomycota, Sordariomycetes, Xylariales, Hypoxylaceae. The transcript is spliced from 3 exons. Bases 106 to 519 code for a protein of 137 amino acids. The record is from RefSeq and is a predicted model, not a curated record.
UACCAUCAAGCAACAAUAAAUCGCUUCAAUACCUCUUGAUUAUAUAAAAUCAAUUUACUAAACCACCAACAUCCGUCUACCCGCCAACAAUCCCGCAAGUUAACCAUGUCCAUUCUCACCAGGGCCAUCUUCAGCUCGCUCACGCUUUCAAGAGCUCUUGCGACCGACUCAGCUCAGAUUAGGGAUAUCCAAGACUGUCCCGGCGUGCGAGUCGUCGAUGCUGGCUACAGUGGCUGUUGUGGGCCGACUACGACUACGCAAACGACAACACCUCUUAGCUGUGCUACAUUUGUGAACGAUGGCACUAGUUACACAGAGGUAAUCGCAAGUAUUAGUAGAAAUCUGCAGGCGAUCAUCACAAGCUUUGGCACAACACUUGAUAGCCAGGCCAUACCAACUGUCACAAGCUCCGGAGAGGUAUCGUCAAAAACUUCAGAGGGUGCUGCAGCGGAUUCAGUCCCUCGAAUGGGAUUAGCAGGUGGCGGUAUUCUAGCAGCAGCAGCAGCAGCAUUAAUCUAAGUCGACGGCUAGAUAUAUGUCUUAAUUCUUAUAUUGAAUGUUAAGCAAAGGGCAAGAAGGGACUAAAUUAUUCAAAUUAGAACAACAACACAUAUGCGAUCAUCACAUAACUGAAACCCGGCUGAUUGACUAGGAGUGCCGAAGAAGAUACCGGAAAGAGUAUUUGACAAGGGGCCUGAUUGGAUGGAUGCAAUAAUUGGCUUUUUCGAAAUUCUAGAAACUCCAUAUGGUUAUAAUUAACUAGGUUAGCAGGUGCAGCCAGUUCAAUUACGGAGCUUGAUUUUUAUUCAUAGAUCGUAUGACCGGUUUCAACGCCUUUUCUUCUUCUUCUUAUUAUUAUUACUCCUG